Sclerotinia borealis F-4128 is the source of this 381-nucleotide messenger RNA. The record is from the annotation of a GenBank genome assembly. NCBI's taxonomy places the organism in Eukaryota, Fungi, Ascomycota, Leotiomycetes, Helotiales, Sclerotiniaceae.
AUGGUUCUUCCCCUAGGUCUACUGACGGCCGCACAAGGCCACCCAAUGCUGGUCGAGCUUAAGGAUGGCGAGACUUUGAAUGGUCACUUGGUAUCAUGCGAUACAUGGAUGAAUUUGACUUUGAAGGAAGUUGUACAAACAAGCCCGGAUGGCGAUAAAUUCACAAGGUUACCGGAAGUCUAUGUCAAAGGAAACAAUAUCAAAUACCUACGAAUGCCAGAUGAGAUUAUUGAUUUAGUAAAGGACCAACAACAAGGACAGCAAGGUGGAUACAGAGGUCGCGGAGGUAGCAGGGGUGAUAGGGGCGACAGAGGUGGUGAUAGAGGUCGUGGUGGCAGAGGAGGAAGAGGUGGUAGAGGAAGAGGGGGGAGAGGGGCUUGA